AUGGAGGCAGAUUGUUGUCAAUUCGUUCAGAGGUGCCUAAAGUGCCAGAUGCACGGUGAUCUCAUUCACAUGCCACCUUCGGAGUUGCAUGCACUCACAUCCCCUUGGCCAUUUUUAGUGCGAGGUAUUGAUGUUAUUGGAAAGAUCUCGCCCAAGUCUUCCAGCGGGCAUGAGUACAUCUUAGUUGCCAUUGAUUAUUUCACCAAGUGGGUGGAAGCUGCUUCUUAUGCUAGAUUGACAGUGGCCAGGGUGGCCAAAUUCAUCAGGUCGUAUAUUAUCUGCCGAUAUGGGGUCCCCCACGAGCUGAUUUAUGACAAAGGGGUGCAUUUCAGGGGCGAGGUGGAUACAUUGAUUAAGGGGUAUGACAUUCAGCAUCACAGAUCAAACCCAGUUGCCAAUUUCACCAUAAAUCAAUCCAAAACCAUAAUUGGGGUAUUCUCGAAAAGUUAUGUGAGAAAUAAGGGAACUGUGAGACUUCUUUUCCAGCUUGUUGAGGAGGGUGAUUUGGACACUUGUGAAAUGAUCAAGAUAGGUGCUCUUGGUGAUGCUAAAGUGAAAGACUCACAAGAAGCAACUGUGGAUGACCCUCCAAAGCUUGUUUUGAAGCCGCUUCCUGUUGAUUUGAAAUAUGCAUAUUUGGAGGAAACUGAGAAAUGUCCAGUGGUGGUUUCUUCAACUCUUACUAGUGAUCAAGAGGAUAAUCUUUUGGGAGUCCUCAGGAAAUGCAAGAAAGCCAUUGGAUGGCAAAUUUCUGAUCUGAAAGGGAUUAGCCCUUUGGUGUGCACCCACCAUAUUUAUAUGGAGGAUGAUGCAAAACCAGUGAGGCAGCCCCAGAGGAGGUUGAAUCCUCACAUGCAAGAGGUGAAAUCUGGAAUCACUGUGGUCCAGAAUGAGAAAGGGGAGGAAGUCUCUACACGCCCUACCUCAGGAUGGAGGGUGUGUAUAGACUACAGGAGGUUGAAUUCAGUGACUAGGAAGGACCAUUUCCCAUUGCCUUUCAUGGACCAAGUCCUUGAGAGAGUCUCAGGACAUCCUUUCUACUGUUUUCGGGAUGGGUACUCGGGGUACUUCCAAAUAGAGAUUGAUUUGGACGAUCAAGAAAAGACAACCUUCACUUGCCCCUUUGGUACUUUUGCGUAUAGGAGAAUGCCCUUUGGUCUAUGCAAUGCUCCUGCAACUUUCCAAAGAUGUAUGCUGAGCAUCUUCAGUGAUAUGGUGGAGCGCAUCAUGGAAGUCUUCAUGGAUGACAUCAAUGUUUAUGGAAGUUCUUAUGAGGAGUGUUUGUUGCAUUUAGAAGCUGUUCUCCAAAGAUGUAUUGAGAAAGACCUAGUGCUAAAUUGGGAGAAGUGUCAUUUUAUGGUACAACAAGGAAUUGUCUUAGGACAUAUCAUCUCCAAGAAGGUCAUUGAGGUAGAUAAGGCUAAGGUGGAGCUUAUUGUUAAGUUGCCACCUCCCACAAAUGUUAAGGGAAUUAGGCAAUUCCUUGGACAUGCCGGGUUCUAUAGGAGGUUCAUUAAGGAUUUCUCAAAAAUCUCAAAGCCUCUUUGUGAACUCUUGGUAAAAGAUGCCAAGUUUGUGUGGGAUGAGAAGUGUCAGAAGAGUUUUGAGGAACUGAAGCAAUUCCUCACAACUGCACCAAUAGUGAGAGGCCCAAAUUGGAAGUUACCUUUUGAGGUAAUGUGUGAUGCAAGUGACCUUGCUAUGGGGGCUGUCUUAGGGCAAAGAGAAGAUGGAAAGCCCUAUGUAAUUUAUUAUGCUAGCAAAACUUUGAACGAGGCUCAAAGGAACUACACAACUACUGAGAAGGAGUUGUUGGCAGUAGUUUUUGCCUUGGAUAAGUUUCGUGCUUAUUUGGUAGGGUCCUCUAUAGUGGUGUUCACUGACCAUUCCGCUUUGAAGUACUUGCUAACCAAGCAAGAUGCCAAGGCAAGAUUGAUAAGAUGGAUCCUUUUGCUCCAAGAAUUCAAUCUCCAAAUCCGGGAUAAAAAGGGGGUAGAAAAUGUGGUAGCUGACCACUUGUCAAGACUUGUGAUAUCACAUGACUCACAUGGUCUGCCUAUCAAUGAUGACUUCCCUGAGGAGUCUCUCAUGUCAAUAGAGGUAGCUCCAUGGUAUUCUCACAUUGCAAAUUUCUUGGUUACUGGAGAAGUACCAAGUGAGUGGAGUGCCCAAGACAAGAGGCAUUUCUUUGCUAAGAUCCAUGCCUAUUAUUGGGAGGAGCCUUUUCUCUUCAAAUAUUGUGCGGAUCAAAUCAUAAGGAAAUGUGUUCCUGAACAAGAGCAAUCAGGAAUUCUUUCCCAUUGCCAUGAUAAUGCAUGUGGAGGUCAUUUUGCCUCCCAGAAAACAGCAAUGAAAGUGAUCCAAUCAGGUUUUUGGUGGCCCUCUCUUUUCAAGGAUGCCCACUCUAUGUGCAAGGGAUGUGAUCGGUGUCAAAGGCUUGGUAAGCUAACACGCCGAAAUAUGAUGCCCUUGAAUCCCAUCUUGAUAGUGGAUGUCUUUGAUGUUUGGGGGAUAGACUUCAUGGGACCAUUUCCAAUGUCGUUUGGACAUUCCUACAUUUUGGUGGGAGUGGAUUAUGUCUCUAAGUGGGAUGCGCCGCCACAUUUAGCUGAUUCUGCCUCUCAGAGCAGAUACCAUACGAGGAGAGCAUCUGCCACACCUGUGGCCCCUACUCAGAUUCCACUUCGGGGUCCUCCUACAAAGAAAACCAAGACUUCAAAGCCAGGAGAGUCCUCUAGAGCACCUCAGGAUUCACAGUCUCAGCCGCCAUCCACCAGACGCCCUAGACCCAGCUCGCCUAUUGAGGGCAACUCAGAUUGCCGGUCCAAAGCAUUUCAUGUCGAGGCAUAUUUUGAGCACACUAUGUUGCGCCAGCAGACUGACUUGCGGGAAUCAUACAGCCUACUUGAGAGGUACCAUCUUGGUAUUUUGGGGGCUCGACAGAUUGCUGAGGCUUUCCAUAUCCCUUAUGCACCAGCUGAUCCCACUGUAUUUAGACGCUGGGCCCCACUUUCUGAGUGGGACAUGCUAUCGCUCCAUCAGCAUUCCCCAGAACUUCCCGAGCCAAGGGAAGUCCCUCCUGCUCCAUCCACUUCAGCUCCCUCAGAGCCUGUACUAGAGGCAGCAUCAUCUGAUGCCCCACCUACUGUUCCUCCUACCGCAGAGCCGCCCAUCACUAUCCUUGGUUCAGAGUACCGUGCCUUGCUCGCUUCUUUUCAGACUCUGACCACUACUCAGACGGCCAUUAUGGAGCGCAUGGACCACUUCCAGAUUCAGCAGGAGCAGCAGACUCUCAUUCUUCGUGAGAUUCAGCAGCACCUCAGUCUUGUGCCACCAGCUCCACCUGUAGCAGUGCCUUCCUCAGUUCCAGCAGAGGACCCCUCCUAUCCACCAGAGGAGCUUACUCCUUGA
Molecule: messenger RNA, 3411 nt
Organism: Vitis vinifera (wine grape)
Lineage: Eukaryota; Viridiplantae; Streptophyta; Magnoliopsida; Vitales; Vitaceae
Product: transposon Ty3-I Gag-Pol polyprotein
Exons: 7
Coding region: 1-3411 (1136 amino acids)
Biological process (GO): DNA integration
Molecular function (GO): nucleic acid binding
Source: RefSeq, a predicted model, not a curated record